CCCCCCCCCAUCCCCACUACUCAUCGCCCCCUACUCCACGAGUGGUCGCCUCCUACCCACCUGUGCGAGAAGACGGCUUGGAGAAGACUUGCUUGGGCAGAUGUGCUCGGAGGAGAGUGGGAAGAAGAUAUCCCUUUUCUUCUGCUUUCUAGUCGAUGGAUUUGUCACUGGCAACGCAGCAAUAUUUUAGUUAAAAAAGCGAGUGAAGCAUGGGUGACUGGAGCUUUCUGGGGCGACUUCUGGAGAACGCUCAGGAACACUCCACUGUGAUAGGAAAGGUUUGGCUGACCGUCCUGUUCAUCUUCCGCAUCUUGGUGCUGGGAGCAGCGGCUGAAGAAGUUUGGGGUGACGAGCAGUCCGACUUCACUUGCAACACGCAGCAGCCCGGUUGUGAAAACGUUUGCUACGACGAGGCCUUUCCCAUCUCCCACAUGCGCUUCUGGGUGCUGCAGAUCAUCUUUGUGUCCACGCCGACCCUAAUCUACCUGGGACAUGUGCUGCACAUUGUUCGCAUGGAGGAGAAGAGGAGGGAACGGGAAGAUGAGAACAGGAAGAUGGGCCGGCACCUGGAGGACCACGACCCCCUCUACCGCAAUGGAGACGGAGGGGGCGGUUGGAAGAAGGAGAAGCCACCGAUCCGCGAUGAGCACGGCAAAAUCCGGAUCCGCGGGGCGUUGCUGAGGACCUACAUCUUCAACAUCAUUUUCAAGACCCUGUUUGAGGUGGGCUUCAUCCUGGGACAGUACUUCCUCUACGGCUUCCAGCUGAUGCCACUCUAUAAAUGCCGCCGGUGGCCCUGUCCCAACACAGUGGACUGCUUUAUAUCCAGGCCAACAGAAAAAACAAUAUUUAUCAUCUUCAUGCUGGCGGUGGCUUGCGUUUCUCUGCUCCUAAACCUGCUGGAGAUCUACCACCUGGGCUGGAAGAAAGUCAAGCAGAGCGUCACCAAUGAGUUUGCCGCUGACAAUGAGUCGCUGCUGCUGGGUGCAGUACGAGCCGGAGACGGCAAGACCCUUCCUGAGGAGGUCAGUCCACCGGCACUCGACUGUUUGCCGACGUACGCCAGCGUGAGUGUAGUCGGGGGCAGUGGAGCCGAGGGGGGUGCUGACAGUCCUGCCGAGGUGAUUUCCUUAAGUCCUGAUAUGGCAACUGGUUCUGUCAAGAUGGACCGCACAUUGUUCCACCCAGAUGAUCUCUUGUUACAAUCGCUGCCCGAUUCCUUUUAUGGCGGAGACCAUAGACAGCUGACAGAAGAGAAGCAGAACUGGAGCAACAUGGCGUUGGAGCUGCAGGAUGUGGAUGGAAAAAAUUCCACCGGCUCGUACCCUCCUCCAUCAUCUCGGAUCUCUUCCUCCUCCUCCCAUCCGGAUGAAACGAUUGUACCGCCUCCGCCAGAGUCGCAACACUCCAGUUUUCCUACGCUCCCUUGCCAUGCUCGCCUCUACCUCCUCUCACUGGAGGAGGCUUUGGCCAGUGAGGAAAAAGCGAUGCCGAGUGACGACUUCACUGUGGUUACCAAAGCGGAGAUGCAUCAGCCCCCCAGCAUGCAGAAGCCUAGACGGGUGAGCGAGAGCAGCGGUGCCCGGGCUCGCCCUGACGAUUUGGCUGUGUAACUGCAGAAACGUGAACAUUAUCCGACAUGCAUCUGGAUACAAGUAGAGGAGGUGCCCAUCAGUCAUCGGGAGCAAUCUGAACUAGACAAACUCCAACAAAAGUCUGGACAUGGCCGCAAACAUUUACUUCUAAUAUGGAACUCAACAGAGAGCAGACCUUCGCCAAGGCCAAAUGAUCAGACCAUAGAUCUGCAUAAAACUGCGAAAAGUGAACCACCGCAAAGUCGCAGUUUCACCUAGUCACUGAUUUUUUUUUUCUUUUUUUUGGAAUGGGGGCGGGGGGCACAAUCCUUUGUUUUUCACAUGAUUUUGGUGCCAUCGUGUGGCAUCUUGGUCCCAGGGAACUAUGUUGAAGUGAACUGAGGAGUUUAUCUAGACAACAGUAUUGCUUUGCCACCACAUUAUGGCAUGGUGGUGCCAAGGAACUACGUUGAAGUGAGUUGAGCAGUUUCAUUUUGACAAAAAGAGUGUUUUGCCGCCAUCUUGAGGCAUCGGUAUGCAAUUACAAACCUUUUUAGGAGGGGCCGUUAAAUACUCCCAGAAAGGCUUGGUCCCACAAAUGGUGAGGUUUUACUGUAUCUCCAUAGAUAACAACUUCCUGUACAUAACGUACGCAUAAUUCACUGAAAAUGUCAGCACCUUUAUUGAGAUGUGCACUAUUAUUUAAUGCGUUCUUCCUUGGCCCACGCCCAACGCCUCCUCAAGGUCCUGUGGAAAUCAGUUGAAUAAUUGUUUGUGCACUCCUGGUAGCUGGGAAUCCAACAACGAGUCUAUCCAGUACCUCCUUGGUAGAGGUAACUAAUGCUUCAUGGUUAGAUGACAUAAAGGGAGACAGAAUUGUAGUCUGUAUUUUCUACUGGAAGCGAUAUUUGAAGAUUCUCAACACAUUAAAAAGUGUAUAAGAUAAAUGGUAGGGAGCUCUGUCUAUAAUCUAUUUGCAAAUUAAAGAUCAAAACAAAUCAAGCAUUGGGAGCAGCAGUGGGCAAAUCAAAGUCCAGUAAAGAAAACACUGGAUGGAUCUGCGGUCAACCUUAAAAUAUUCUCUCAUAUUGAGCAUGGACAUGCCACAAAAAAGAAUCGUGCAAAAAGCAUUGUCUUGUAGAGCCUUUAGCUGUGGUACCGAUAUGUUAGCUUUUAGCAAGCUCUGUUGCUGAGGACGGUUCACAUGAUUAUUGUAGGGUUCACAUCACAAAUGCGUUUUUUUUUUUUUUUUUUUUGCAAUUGGAACUUGUUGGUGCAGGCUGCCAUUUCUCGUACAUACUGCUGCUCCUUGCUGGCUGAAACUCCACAAUUGAGAGAUAUGGCCUGUCGGUGAUUGAUGUAAAAGCUCUAAACUUGGGUACAUAUUUGUGUUAAUAUCAAAAGCAGUUCUGUUGCGAACCUGCCACCAAUAUUUUGACCAUCCAUUAACACAACACGCAAGCUGGACUUAUUGUCUUUGAUGCUAAGCAAAGACAAGCUAAAGGGAUACACAUGUACCGAUAAUCAAGCCUAAACUGAACAUGACCAAAGAUUCCAAAUGUCCUCGAAUGUCUCAAAGAGGAUCCUGACAGAUUUUCCUGGAGUGAUGAGUGAUAUUUCCUCCUCAAAUUACUCAUAAAAUGGUCAGGGCAGACAGGUAUGUUGAACCUAUUAAAUCUUUACUAUCACAAAUUUGAAUUCUCAUGUUACUGGUCAACACUGUGUUCGGCUGAGACAUGGACAAAAUGAUUGUGAUUUAGGGUAUGUAUAAAGUGUCUACCAAGUCAUUCUCCACAGUUGAAAUGGCUAAGAGGACAGUUUGCAACCAAAAUCUAGAUAGAUAUCUGAUUAGCUAGCAGCUAGACAGCUUCUUCUGUUUCCUCUUCAUAUUAAAAUUACUGCAACUACUAUGCUAUAUUUCCCGUUACUUUGGAUGUCCUAUCGCACCAAGCUGCUUCUCACAUGUCAGUCUUGGUACAAGGACAGAUAUCUGAUUUAGCAGAGCACACUCACAAUGGUUGGUGGAGAUGGUUAUUUGUGUGGGGUCUUCUGGUGGUCACCUGGAGAACAGCCCACACUACACUGCUGUCACAAAAGAUAUUUUUAACCCAAGCUAUAAACUUUAAGUUUUACCUUUCAAUAUAAUGCCCUCGGAGUCUAACGCAAGAUCUUAAGCCUUCUCAGCCACGCUUCAUCGCUGGAUCUCUCCACAGGCCUUGUGGUUGAUCGUCGAGUCCACACUGAAGUGGAAAAUUCAUAGUUUGCUGUUUGGGGGGGUUGGAAUGUAUCUUGUGUGACACCAGUCCUGAAAACUUUCUGACACAGCUUGUGAGAGCACUCAACUCACACUUGCCGAGUUUUUUUAAAAGUCAUGUGGCGGGUCUUUCAAAUUAAAAAAUGGGGUUAAAAUCCUAAAAAUUGGUAUAUGUGUAUGUCACUUCAGUUGAUUAUCCAGCGGAAAGACAUACCGUAUUCCUCAAUUGUCAUACGCGCACACUUACACACUUUGACAGAGAAGUUGUAGUAAUUAUAAUGAUGAUAAUCAUGAUGAUGACGAUAGUGAAUGAUGUUGAUGAUGAUGAUUGGACUAAUUUGUCACUUUGGGAGCUUGGAGGCAGCAGAACGGCGUCUUCAUAGUUGUCUUUUGUGCCUUUGCUGGGAGAGACACAAAGACAAGUUUGCACUUUUGUUUCUUUUUAUUGAUCAUGAUGGAGCAGGACACAUGGGUGUGUUGGAUUCGUGUGUAUGUGUUCAUGAAUAUUGUUUCCGUGUUGAAACAAACACAUCUCUGCUGUUACAUCAGGGUCAAUUAUAAAUAUGUAUACAGUAUAAAUAAGGAGUAGAGGCUAUUAUAGAUCAUUCGACGUGUGAUGCAGGAUUACCUUUUUUUCCCUGGCGGUUUCUGGUUCAGUUUGGAGAUUUUCCACUGUUUCCCAAAAAGAGGACAUUAGUAAGAAAGACAAACCUCUCCAAAGAUCAUACCGUAGUGUAUAAAUGCAAAUAUUGAACAUUGGGCAAUGUAGCUGAGCAUCUCUGGGGGUCCAAACCCAAAUUGACUGUUUUGGUUGGAGGACUUGUUGUACAUCUUCUUUCUGAAGCUAGUGUUUGCAGUGUGUUACAGAACUGUUGACUUCCUUCUAGCUGUUCUGUAUAGAACGAUUUAAAUUUUCUAGACUAGCUGUAGAAUAUCAUCGUGACUUGAAGGUUUCAGGAGGGCUGGGGUGGGUGGGAGUGUAUGAAACAUUUUGUUUGUUUUUUUACUAGAGAUCCCAUGUGGAUUUUUAUUAUUUUCCUGUCCCUCUCAAGAAUUCCUGCCUGUCUCACACAGUUUCACUUGCAACACUGUACAAUGAGAUGAGCUAGCUCGCUAUCUAGCUAGCUAUCGAUUCAUCUUUCUUUUAAGUAGGUCAUCAAGAAUGAAGGUGACAUGAAGCUAUCAGCCCCGACAGUGAAUGAAACCACACGAUUCUGUUCUUACAGCACUUUGAAAAUUACAAUUCCACCAUGAGGAAAAAAAAAAGACAUACUGUUUGUCUCUAAACUGGGCUCAUUCUGCAAAUGUUAGCGAGCUGUUUUCUAACCUUUAAUAAAGGAUUGCACAUUGACUUUGUAGCCCGCUAUAAUUAGGGUCUGAUGAUGCUUAUACAAAAACAAAGAAUUGUCUUAGAAGAAUUUAGAAAUGAGAUUUGCAAUGAUGGAGAAAUUCAUCUAAAGUGACUGUUCUUUAUUUUGUUAUUUGUGUACGGAUCAAGAGACUUCCACCUGAAACACAUGUGCCUGAGGGACUUCCACGACAAACACUGUUAGUUGGGGCAAACCCUGCUUUUAAUCCACAAUGUG
This is a messenger RNA of Syngnathoides biaculeatus (alligator pipefish), 5414 nucleotides long. Its product is annotated as gap junction alpha-3 protein-like. The transcript has 5 exons. Gene Ontology annotation, cellular component: connexin complex. The record is from RefSeq and is a predicted model, not a curated record. Gene Ontology annotation, biological process: cell communication. Lineage: Eukaryota; Metazoa; Chordata; Actinopteri; Syngnathiformes; Syngnathidae. The coding region runs from base 210 to 1613 and encodes 467 amino acids.